Molecule: messenger RNA, 543 nt
Organism: Dichotomopilus funicola
Lineage: Eukaryota; Fungi; Ascomycota; Sordariomycetes; Sordariales; Chaetomiaceae
Exons: 4
Coding region: 1-543 (180 amino acids)
Source: RefSeq, a predicted model, not a curated record
AUGAGUCUCCUGUCACCUGGCCCGUACCAUAUUCUUAGCUAUGGAACCCUCCUUGGGGCAACCUUCUUCCACACCUUCAUAAACGGCAUCCUAGCCUUCCGCGUCCUCCCCCGCCCCCAAUUCUCAACCCUCAUGUCGCACAUCUUCCCAGUCUACUUCUCCCUGCAAACCGCCCUCCCAGCCCUGCUGAUCCUCACCUACCCGGGCAGUCGCAACCCGUUCGGCAGCGCCAGCGGCGUGGCCGGGGUAUUCUUUGAUCGGGACAACCGAUGGACUGUGUUGGUGCCGUUGGCGGGGGCGUUUUUGAGUAGCGCGGUGAAUUUGGGGGUUGUUGGGCCGGCGACGACGGGGGUUAUGGAGGAGAGGAGGGUGCAGGAAAAGAAAGACGGCAAGAAAUCCUACGAUGCUCCGCCGCACUCGCAGGAGAUGACGGAGCUCAACAAGCGCUUCGGCAUGCUGCAUGGCGUGUCGUCGUUGUUGAACCUUGGGUCGUUCGUCGCCACGGUGGCCUAUGGGUUCACCCUUGCGUCGCGGUUGGCAUGA